Microdochium trichocladiopsis is the source of this 2196-nucleotide messenger RNA. RefSeq names its product GPI mannosyltransferase 4. Lineage: Eukaryota; Fungi; Ascomycota; Sordariomycetes; Xylariales; Microdochiaceae. Gene Ontology annotation, molecular function: alpha-1,2-mannosyltransferase activity. The transcript is spliced from 3 exons. Gene Ontology annotation, biological process: GPI anchor biosynthetic process. Gene Ontology annotation, cellular component: endoplasmic reticulum membrane. The record is from RefSeq and is a predicted model, not a curated record. Bases 364 to 1926 code for a protein of 520 amino acids.
CGGCCUCCCACUGCUGGCGCCAACGCUCCACUUGGCCUGUCCUGCCAUGUCCCACGUUUACUUACUUUAGCACAGCUUACACCCGCCCCAGCACAACACCACGCACACUCCUCGCAUGCACCUGCGCCGCCCAUAACAACUCAUUCAGUCGAGAACACGGUCCAAAAAGCACAUAGCUCGAGUCGCAAUCCUCUUGCCCAGCUUGCGCCAGCUUUGUAUCCACAGUUUGGGCACCAGGUCCAGCACGCGACCUCCCCGACACAUCCGCCGGCUCCCGCCCUACGUCAACAAUCUCCAAACCAAACAACCAAGCCCAACGGCCACCACAACAACACCCGAUGAGCCUGAUAUGAAGCCGCAACCAUGUGGAGGCGGACAUACAUCUUCCUCGUGCUCGUGAGGCUCUUCUUUGCCCUCUCCCCGAGUUACCUGCACCCAGACGAGAACUUCCAGGGCCCAGAGGUCAUUGCUGGCCAAAUCUUCAGCUAUCCCGUCCGGCUCACCUGGGAGUUCACUGUCGACAAUCCGAUCCGAAGCGUACUCCCGCUAUGGCCAACCUACGGCCUGCCGAUGUUGCUGCUCCGGUGGGUGUGGAUCGGCACCGAGCACGAUGGCGAGAUCCCCCCGAUCGCUGUCUUCUGGACACUCCGCGUCCUCAUGUUUGUCCUCACUUUUGUUCUCGAGGACUGGGCGAUCCACGAGCUGGUCCAGUCGUCCCGGAAGCGCCGGGUCGCCGUCCUUCUCGUGGCCUCGUCCUACAUUACCUGGACUUUCCAGACGCACACCUUUUCCAACUCAGUCGAGACCCUCGUGGUCGCAUGGAGUUUGGUUCUGAUUGAGCGCAUUCUCGAGACAAAGCAGGCCUCGUCGCUUCUGGCGUCGAUGGUGCUUGGCGUUGUCGCAGUGUUUGGCGUCUUUAAUCGCAUUACUUUCCCGGCGUUCUUGUUGAUUCCUGGUCUUCGCUUGAUACCCCAUUUCGUUCAGAGACCUUCGUCUCUUGCUGUCAUGACAGUCUCUGCACUGGUGACUGUGUUCCUCGCCAUCAUUCUCGACACUGCUUUCUACACGCCGCAUUCGAUCACCUGGUCCGACCUCAUCAACAACCCGGUCAUCACGCCACUGAACAAUUUGCGAUACAACAUGGUACCAGCAAACCUCGCCGAGCACGGAGUGCACCCAUGGUACCAGCACAUUUUGGUCAACCUGCCGAUGCUGCUGGGCCCUGCGGUGGGCCUGCUACUGACGCGGCCGCUUCCAAGUCUCCGACUCUAUUCGGCACUAUCCGGCGUCGUGGUCCUCUCCGCUUUCCAGCACCAAGAGGCACGCUUCUUACUGCCCACAGUGCCGCUUCUUCUAUCCUCAAUACGCCUGCCGAAAAAUCAAACGCUUCUCAAGGUCUUCGUGGGCAGCUGGAUCAUCUUCAACGCGAUCUUCGGCGUCCUAAUGGGCACAUAUCACCAGGGCGGCAUUGUGCCCGCACAGGUCUUCCUGAGCAACCAGCCUGACGCGACCAACGCAGUGUGGUGGAAGACAUACAUGCCGCCAAUUUGGCUGCUGGACGGCAAGAACGAGGUCCUUACGACGGAGGACGUGCCGGGGAUGAGCGGGGAGUCGCUGCUCGAGAAGCUCGCGGGCCUGGCGACGUGCGAUACGCCCGCCGAUCGCAGGAACACAGAGUACCUCAAGGAGACGAGCGGGACGUAUCUCGUGGCUCCCUUGUCCGCGACAUGGCUGGACGCAUAUCUCGACAAUAAAGGCCUGGAGGGGCUCAGAUUCCGCGAGGUUUGGCGGCACAGGCAGCACCUGAAUCUGGACGACCUAGAUUGGGCCGAGGAUGGGUUUCUACCGACAAUCAAGAGGGUUGUUGGCAGGCGCGGGCUGGCCGUAUGGAGGGUGACAAAGAGCUGCGGUCAGCCGAAGCGGUAAUCGUCUUGCUUUUCUUGCUACUUGCAGCAUGGAGUUGGGGGAUAAAAUGGGGGUAAAAUGGGAAAGGCACUCUACUCAAAUUUCGUGACGACGUUAUGACCAACAGGUAUAUAGAGAGGAAUGGACUCUGGAGCGCUCUCUUGUUUGCAACUUGCUAGCCAGGCGACUCUUGUGGUGAGCGGUUCAAUUGAAUAGUCUGCCACCGUGACGGCCGAGACGCAUUGUCCCUGUAUUCAGCCCGUCGAUCUCAAGCCUGACGCGGAUCUCGGG